AUGCACGUAUUUAUAAAAAUAUUUCUUAUUCAUAUUUUUUUACAUGGCUUAGGUAUUUUUAAUAAUAAAUCAUUGUGCUUAAUAAGAAAGCCUGAAGUAAAAAAGUUUAAAUAUUACUUGAAUAAAGGAACAACAUACUUAAAUAAAUAUACAUAUUCUUACAUUUUUCAGCCUUUUUCUUAUAUAUUAUGCAAGAAGAAAUAUAUAAAUUUAAAAAAAAAAAAAAAGGUUUUUGUUUUAUCUGACAAUAUUUACAAUGAGUUAAGUGAUUCACAUAUAUACAAAAUAAGAAAAGAAUUAUCAGAAGGUGAUAUAAAAACAGUUUUUGAAAAGCAUAUAAUUAAUAAAGUUUUAUUUGAAAAUAUAAAUAAAUAUAAUAGUUUUUCAUAUAUAUAUACUAUUGAUGAUAUAUAUGAACAAAUAAAUAAAUUAUAUGUAAUAUAUGAAGAAUAUAAAAAAAAUGAAGGACAUAAAAAAUUACCAAAAUUAUUUGGCUUGCCAUUGGUAAUAAAGGAUAAUAUAAUAACGAAAAGUAUACCAACAAAAGCUGGAAGCAAAAUUUUAUCAAAUUAUGUACCUUCAUAUGAUAGUACAGUUGUAAAGAAACUAAAAAAACAUGGAGCAGUUAUAAUAGGAAAAACACAUUUAGAUGAAUUUGCUAUGGGUUCCUGCACAAAAGAAGUAAAAAAUCCAUUUAAUGAAAAAUAUCUGUCAUGUGGUGGUUCAUCUGGUGGAUCAGCUAGCUGUGUUGGUUCUAAAAUUAUUAACUGUUCAGUAAAUACAGAUACUGGUGGAUCCAUUCGAACUCCUUCUGCGAUGUGUGCAUGCAUAGGAAUUAAACCUACCUAUGGGAGAAUAAGUAGAUAUGGUAUAAUACCAUAUAAUGAGGAAACUGAUGUUGUAGGACUUAUAGCUAAUAAUUUAUAUGAUUGUAGUAUUUUAUUAGAUGCAUUAUGUGGAAAAGACAAAAAAGAUUUAACAAGUUUAAAGAAAAAGACGAAAUUUCAUCUCUUAUUAAAAAAAUAUUAUUCAUCACAGAAGUUUCGAAGUGAUUUUCCAUUAAAAAAUGUGAAAUUUGGGUUUUUAAGCAGUCAUGUUUUAAAAAGUUACUUUGUUGAUGAUAUUAUAAAUAAAAAUUAUGAAGAUGUAAUGAAAAAUAUUGAGUAUUUAGGUGGUAAAUUAAUAAAUAUAAAUUUAUAUAAAUUAAUUGAUUACUGUUAUAUAUAUUACAUAUAUUCUAUGACUAUAGCAAAUAGUAACAUUUCAAGAAUAAAUGGAGUAAAUUAUAAUAUUCAUAAUUUAAAUAAUGAAUUAAAAUUUAUUAAAAAAUUAAGAUCAAAUUUAAUUAGUGAGAAUGUUUUAUCAAGAAUAAUAGGUGGAUCAUUAAUUUCUUCAUAUUUUCAAAAAAUAGAUAUAAGAGAUAUUUUUUUGAGUAUAAAGGAAAAGUUGAUUACAACAUUAAAGAAAUUGUUUAAAGAAGUAAAUUAUAUUUUAUUACCAUCCUUUCCAAGAUCAAAUAAUUUGAAAGAUCACAUAAAUGAUUCAUAUUUACACAAUGCUUAUUUAAAAAAAAACAUUAUUAAUGAGAAUAAUUUUUUUAAAAAUGGCAUUAAUGAAAAUUAUCUAAAUACAAAUAAAAUAUAUAAAGAUAGCAUAAACAUAAAUAAUACUGAUAAAGAUAAUGGGAGUAAAUAUAAUAAAUACAUGAAAGAAGUAUUUUCUGUAAUAUCUUCAAUUACAGGAUUUCCUAGUAUAGUUAUACCAACAGGUGAAUUUACGAAAAAUUUUAAUGAACCAUUGUCUUUUCAACUUCUAAGUAGAAAUUUAAAUGAAAUAGGUUUAUUAAAAAUAGCCUUAGUAUAUAAGGAAAAAAUGAAUGUUAAUAAAAAAAUAUAUGAAAAUUUAAAAAAUUCUAAGAAUAUGUAG
Plasmodium gallinaceum is the source of this 1926-nucleotide messenger RNA. RefSeq names its product glutamyl-tRNA(Gln) amidotransferase subunit A, putative. The record is from RefSeq and is a predicted model, not a curated record. Gene Ontology annotation, molecular function: catalytic activity. The transcript has a single exon. Bases 1 to 1926 code for a protein of 641 amino acids. Lineage: Eukaryota; Apicomplexa; Aconoidasida; Haemosporida; Plasmodiidae.